Messenger RNA from Rosa rugosa (rugosa rose), 2872 nucleotides. RefSeq lists its product as uncharacterized. The record is from RefSeq and is a predicted model, not a curated record. Lineage: Eukaryota; Viridiplantae; Streptophyta; Magnoliopsida; Rosales; Rosaceae. Bases 572 to 1411 code for a protein of 279 amino acids. Gene Ontology annotation, cellular component: plasma membrane. The transcript has a single exon.
UGAGAUAGGGUUACUUCAAAACACAUGCCUUUGAUUACUUUAGAAACUUUUGUCCAAUAUUUUCUGCACCAUCUUUAUAGUAAGGGCUCUCACUUUCCGCCAGAUAAUUCCUUAAGGGCUAAACAUUAAACCACACAAGUUCUCAGAAGAUAAAGCAGCUACAUGGUAAAGACUAUACAGCAUAUGCUCCAAAACCAUUGAUUUUAUAGAUUACUAUAUCAUCCACCAUUCACUACUUUGAUCAAGUCUAACCAAUCACUCCAAUCAAAAGUAGCAAGAAGCCAUUAAGGAACUUGAGCACUUUGCAGAAUAGGGCCACAUCUAUUUAGAACUCUCUCAAACAGUGUUGCAAUUUCAAAAGCAAAACCAUUCAAACACAAACAUCUGAAGUAACACACCUUUUGCAAAUUUCAAUAACAAACAAACUGGCUCCACUAUCCCCUCUAUCAAAAGCUUUUUUUCCUUUUACUUGCUUUAACCAAAUUCCUAGUUUAUUUAAAGAAACAACCAUCUUCCUCUUCUUCCUUCAUUAUUUGUUUCAGCUGCUCUUCUUCUGGCUAUUUUGGCAGAGAUGCUACCCCUUCCUCCUCCACCUGCAUCUCCAAUACCUCCUUCACCACUACUACAAGCCCAAAAGCAAACUAAUCCCCUUCCUCCUCCACCUGCAUCUCCAAUACCACCUUCACCACUACUACAAGCCCAAAAGCAAACUAAGCCACACUCUCUAAAUCAAAUUAUCAUAUCAAAGUAUGCCCAGAAUCAAGGCCUGGUGCUCGAUGCAGCAGCAAAUCAUGAAUCCAGAAAAUCAGAAAAACAACCUAUGCUCCGGCCACCUCAGGCUCGACGAACCAAUCCACUUAUAUGGUGUUGUGCAAUAGUAUGUCUCAUAUUCAGCCUUAUUCUUAUCUUCUUUGGAAUUGCAACUUUGAUCAUGUUCCUUGUUGUUAGACCUAGAAUUCCAUUGUUUGACAUUCCUAAUGCAAAGCUCAACACCAUCUACUUUGACUCACCAGAGUAUUUCAAUGGUGACUUCGCUUUAUUGGCAAAUUUCUCCAACCCAAAUCGGAAAAUAGAUGUAAGAUUUGAGUAUCUGCAGAUGGAACUGUACUUUUCUGAUAGGCUCAUAGCAACUCAGUCUCUUGACCCUUUCACACAAAGACCUCGAGAAGGAAGGUUGGAAGCAGUUCACUUGGUAUCCAGCUUGGUUUACUUGCCUGAGAAUCACGCUGUGGCGCUUCGAACCCAGGUGCAGAACAAUAGAGUCGACUAUAAUAUAAGAGGAACAUUUAGAGUGAGAGCCAGUCUGGGACUGAUCCACUUUUCCUACUGGUUGCAUAGCAGAUGCCAAUUACAGAUGACAGGUCCACCGACUGGUGUUUUAGUUGCCCGAAGUUGCAGAACUAAAAGAUGAUGAUGAGAAGCAAAACUUGUACCAUCUUUCUUUCUUCUUCUGUCUGCAUUGAGAUCUAAAUGGAAUUCUUGGUGUAUAACAGUGAGUGUAUAAUAUAUUAAUAUGAUACAUGAACAUUCUAUCCUACAACAAAUGAAGUUUGUUUUGUGAUAUUAUUGAUUGUAUUGAAAAAAACAUAGGAGAAAAAUCAUCAUUUGCCAAUGCAAUAGUACAUAAUGAAAGAAGUCACAAACAGAGGAAACAUGAUAAGAUCCUCUGCGCAAGGUAAAAAAAAAAAAGGAGUCCUCAGUGUUUCCCCUGACAAAUUGGAACUCUUUUUGAGGGAGGAAGAACUAGAAUUCUACUUGAGAAAAACAAGAGAGUAGCAAGAAUAUUGUUUGGAGAAUCAACUAGGAUCCUGCGCUGAUCUCCGCAUAAACUCUCUCCAUUCUUAAUAUUUGCACAAUAUUCAACUACGGUGUACUUGUUUAUUCACCAAAAGAAUUCAUAUAAAAAGCAUUAAUUGAUCCAAAACUUUAGAGAAACUACAGCCAGAGAAGGAACCAAAAUAAUAGCUGGGAAUCCAACUCCAGCAUUGUACAUAGAGGGUACAUUCUUAAAUAGUCCUACUCUGAAGUGUCCUCCUAAUCAGUAAGCACCGAACAUACCAUCACUGGUUAGAUUAAUCAACAAUUCAAAUAUCCAUAAAAAUUGAAAGAGCUAAUCUUUAAUCUAAAGAAACAACAGAAAGGUCACAGUCACGUGUUCUUGUAAUGGACAGCUGGUUCAACACAAUACAUUUACUUUUUUCUUUUUCUUUUUUAUACUUCUGUCUUCUUAUGCCCAACCACUGUUAUGAACAUACUGUAAAUCUCCCACUAUCAUGAAAAGUAGAUACCACACUGUAUAUCUCCCACUAUCAUAAUCCUCUCCUAUCCACCUUGUCUAACUGCAAGCAUAAAACUCACACAGGAAGUCCCUACAUUCACUGACUGAAACAGCCUGCACAUGACAACUAGCCCACCUCUAUACUUUGCAUAAGAAAAGAAGAAACGGAAAUCAAACAGUACUAGAAUUUGCAGCAGAAGGCAAUACCAUAAGAAAGUCUAAACUGCCUCAUAGGAAACUCCACUCCUGUUUAACAUGACCAUGAGCUUGGUUGAAGCAGAUAGCUAGUUGACAAAGAGCACAUCUCACCAAAAAAUUAGCAAUUACCAUUUGAGUGCUAAAUCAUAUCUGAACCUACCCUAGUAUUCCUAUCAGUCCUAAAGUAUAUCCGGCAUCUUAUGUUAAUCAACGUAAUAAAGAACCUCAACCACAAAAAAUAUAAAUAACUAGACAGCACAAGGAUCCACCGAUAUUUGAUAUAAAGUUUCGAGACAAAGUAAGUUCUCAAUCUAAACUUUUAGACCACUAUGUGUACAUUACUUCUGAAAAUUCAGAGCAAUAACCACAUAAAACGAUCCAUAAAACAAUAUGUGA